AUGAAGCUCACGGCUGGUGCUCCUUUUCAAAGGUCUCAGCAUCCUCACGCUACCUCCUGCCGGCACUUCCACUUGGGGCCUCAGCCUCAGAUCCCAGCUGACUUUUCCCUCCCUCACCCCGUCCAGACCCAGUCGGGACUGAGCCCUCACAUGGCCACGCCUCACCAGCAUAACGGCCCUCUCCACCAGCCCUUACCACCGCUGUCGGCCCUCCAGUUCCAGGACAUGACAGGCCCCUCUUUCCUACCUCAGGCCCUACACCAGCAAUACCUCCUCCAGCAGCAGCUCCUCGAGGCCCAGCACCGGAGGCUUGUGGCACAUCCCAGGCGGACUCAGGAGCGCGUGUCUGUUCACCCUCAUCGGCUGCACCCAGGCUUUGAUUUCAGCCACCAACUGCAAACGCCUCAACCUUUAGGGCCUCAGCCCAGGUAUCUGGCUGAGGGCACUGACUGGGAUCUCAGUGUUGACGCGGGAUUGAGUGCGGCCCAGUUCCAGGUUCGGACGGUUCCUCAGCACUAUCAGCAUUACUUAGCUACUCCUCGAAUGCAUCACUUUCCCAGAAACUCCUCCUCCACACAGAUGGUUGUCCACGAAAUCAGAAAUUACCCAUAUCCUCAGCUUCACUUGCUUGCUCUUCAGGGACUGAAUCCAAACAGGCACACGUCAGCGGUGAGGGAAAGUUAUGAGGAGCUGCUGCAGCUGGAAGACAGACUGGGUAGUGUGAGCCGGGGAGCAGUGCAGAACACCAUCGAGCGGUUCACUUUUCCCCACAAAUACAAGAAGCGGAGGCCACAGGAAGGCAAAGACAAGAAGGAGGACGGAGAGGAGUCGGACACAGAUGAGAAAUGCACAAUUUGUUUGUCUAUGUUGGAAGACGGAGAAGAUGUGAGGCGCUUACCCUGUAUGCAUCUAUUCCACCAAGUGUGCGUGGACCAGUGGUUGGCCACCAGCAAGAAAUGUCCCAUCUGCAGAGUGGACAUUGAAACACAGCUGGGCGCUGACAGCUGAGGGGGGCCGCCCCCCGCCCCCCCCGGAGACCCCAUCUUCCUUACCAGGUCACCCACGGCCAUAGCCCUUGCAGCAAAACUUUGCCUUCUGAGCCAUUUGAUUUAGAGGACAAGCCUGCAAGCACAUUUAGCGCUAAGAGGAAUUGGUGGUACAGUGUCUAGGGAUAGGAGAGGAUCCACCCAACCCGACUGGGCUCUCUGCCCUCUGCCCCGGCAGGGUGAAGGAUCUUGGCCGCCUCGGUGCGAGGGCAUUCCCGUGCUGUGGAAGACCUAGGUGUGAUCUUGAAGGUACUAGCUGGGUAGUGUGACCCAUCAAUCCUGCCCUUCCAAGGAUUGUAUAUAUACCUCUCAAAUCAGUAGAAACAAUGUAGGGGUCUUUAGCUAUUUCUGUGGAUGGCAGCCAGAGCAUGUUAGCUUAAGAAAAUGUUGUGUUUGGUGACCCUAGUCAUCUUGUGGUGGACACGUCGCUGUUACCUAAUUUGCACCAAAUAUUUUUCAUCGAGUCCUUGUUUUGGUGCCUGACAAAAACAAAGAACACAAACGUUCACGGAAACCAACAAAAGCCGAAUCUUCUCAUCGUUCAACAACAACAACAACAACAACAAAAUAGAAAUGAAGGUGAGAAAGCCAAAUCCUGUUUACAGUGAAAAAGGAUUGCGUUCUUCACCCGGGGUCGGGGCUGCUUUCUUUGGAUCAUGUUUACAGCAUAUGGAGAGACUGUAGGAAGCCUCUAGGACAGGAACGAAGGGGAGGGACCUGAAUCCAAAGGGACCUGGGGCCCUUGCUGGGAUCCACCCCCCCACCACAACCCUCCCUCUGGCUCCACCCUCCAAACACACCACCUGGUGCUAGGCCUAGGGGAGGGUGAGCCAGGGAUGAGGUCAGGGGAGGGUGGAAGAUGAGGGCCUCCCCAAUUUCUUCUCUCUGGACCAAGAGACAUGGCACACUAGGGCAGUAGUCCCCGAAGAGAGCUAUGAGAUUGGCUGGCUGAGAUGGAGACUCCCCAUCUUUCCAUUGGAAGAGGGAGAUGAAAGCGCCACUACAGUCGCUCACUGCAUCCCUCAUGGAGCCCGUAGGGCUCUUUCUAGGCGCCUUGUUCCCUUCUGCUUCUCCCCUCCCUGGUGGCCAAGGGAUUGCAGCUGCUCUGCCCCUGCGGGCAGCAGCGGGCAGAGAUGACUCACCUGGGCCCAGUCAGAGAGCCAGCGCAGGGGCAGCUGCGAAACAUCCCUCGGGAGGCCCCUUCCCCACACCCUGGCUCCCUUCACCCCUCCCACGGCGCCUCGUGACUAGAGGGCACCAAGUGGGGUACGAGGUGGGACUUUGCAAGGACUCUCUGGAUCAUUUACAAAGUCAGAGGGGCAGUUUCACUCAGAGAGAAAAGGCAGGCUCUAGUCCUUAGAGCAUCAGACCAGGAGUCAGGACACCAGGGUUCGGACCCCAGCUUCUCCCUUGACUCACUGUGUGACCUUGGGCAAGUCACUUCCCUUCUGUGCCUCAGUUUCCCCAUCUGCAAGUGGGGGACAUUACUAUCUGCCCCCUUCCCUACCUCACCAGGAUGUCGUGAGGAUAAAUAACAUCGGUGAUGUGCUCUGUACUCCUUAGAGAGUCUGCUAGUUUAGGGACUUGAUCUCAUGGUUCUCCUAGGGUGACACAUUAGGAAAUUUCCAGUGCUCUCAGACAAUAUCUCUUCGUGUGUAGCUCAACUGCUUCUUAGCAUCCCGAAGGGAACAGAGAGAUGGAAUUGGGGAAGACCAGGAGUGGGAGAGUGGGGAAAUCCACCAGGUUUCAUCGUGUACCAAAUUUAUUUUUUUGUAUACUGCUUUAUCUUUAAAGGGUUGGGAAUAAGGAAAGGUAGGUUACAGCUCAAAUGGAAUCCUUCACUUCAUCCCUGACCCUCCAUCUCCCUCCUCUAUCCCUCGUCCCCUUAGAGCUCAGUCAUCACAGAAAGAAUUUUAAGGAAUCGACUGGCCCAAUAGCCAGAUGAUAAACUUCUCGAGUAGAACUGUGUUUUCCAAAGACCCCUUCAGUUUGGGAAGGAGGCUGAUCCCGGGAAGAACACUGGAACUCUUAGUCUGAAGGGAAAAGAGGUUUCAGUAUCCUGGCACAAUUGGAAUGUCCUCCCAACCUACCCAGUGUGAACAGUAAUAACGGAGGGGAGAGCGAGGUCCCAAAGACUGGUGGGCGAACCCAAGCAAUGGUGUUUUCUCAGCAAGGCUGCUGGCUGUUUGUGUUGCUUGCCUGCCAUGUGAGCUAGCUAUUUCUCUUCAUUUGUUUUUAGAAUAGAUGAAAAGAUUCCCCAUCAAGAUUCCGAACCUCGCUCUCUCCUCCGCCCUCUUACCCGUGAGCCUUGGGAGGGUUGGGAAAAAUAAGCACCUUGACCAACUCCCCUAUCGGAUGGUCUUUAUUCAUGACAUUCAUCUCUCCCGGAUGGUCUCCCCAUUCACCCGCCUGGGGACAGGAUCAAGUGAACCCUGGAUAUCCCUUCUGGCUUUUUAGAAUUCUUGGCAAUUCUGUGUAGGGUGCUGGUGACUGGGUGAUUUCUGUUGUGUUGGGACAUCCGUUUCUUGGAAUUCAGGAUGAGUUCAGUGAGUGUCGAGGAACAGAAAUGACCUACUCAUUCUUUCCAGAAAAUAUCAAUUGGAGGCCCAUGGCAGGUGUGGCCCAGUAUUUGAUUAGAUGUCUGUGGGGAGGGAGUUUAGAUGAGACCCAGGGCCUGCCCUAAUGUGCCUUCCAUCACGAAGGAGAUGGUCGCAUUCCAGUGGAGCUGUAAGUGUAAAAGCAUCUCUCAGAGCGGAUGAGGCUGACUCCUCUGCCGGGCGGGGACCGCAGCCAGGCGAGGGGUGAAGGAUGGAAUUCCCAGCACCACGGUUCUCCUCACCCCCACCCCAACUGUGUCCGUGGGUAAGAGUCAUCCAGGUGCCCCGACCCAGGAGCCUGGAGGCCUCAUGGCUGGAUCUGGGGUGACAGGGCCCAGUGAGGGCAGUGCCCGCCAUUUCCUUAUCCCUUUCUGAUGAAGGA
This is a messenger RNA of Tachyglossus aculeatus (Australian echidna), 4025 nucleotides long. RefSeq names its product ring finger protein 165 (gene ARK2C). The transcript has 8 exons. Gene Ontology annotation, molecular function: zinc ion binding; ubiquitin protein ligase activity. Lineage: Eukaryota; Metazoa; Chordata; Mammalia; Monotremata; Tachyglossidae. The coding region runs from base 1 to 1008 and encodes 335 amino acids. The record is from RefSeq and is a predicted model, not a curated record. Gene Ontology annotation, biological process: positive regulation of BMP signaling pathway; motor neuron axon guidance.